Messenger RNA from Chlamydomonas reinhardtii, 865 nucleotides. RefSeq lists its product as uncharacterized. The transcript is spliced from 8 exons. The record is from RefSeq and is a predicted model, not a curated record. The coding region runs from base 26 to 835 and encodes 269 amino acids. NCBI's taxonomy places the organism in Eukaryota, Viridiplantae, Chlorophyta, Chlorophyceae, Chlamydomonadales, Chlamydomonadaceae.
AGACUCUUUAAUCAAUUUUUAAAUUAUGGAAGGUCUGAAGAUUACUAUUAAAGGCUGGCAAGACGGGGAGCGGUUCGCGCGAAGUCUGCAACCUGACGAGCCCACGGAUCGAUGGACCUUGCAUGCAGCUGAGGAGUUGACACUGGAAUUUGAUGAGGGAAAGACGGUUACUAUACAGCAGGAGCCCAAAAAGAUCAAUGCGACGCGCAUAGGCGUGGGGGCGGUGUGCUGGGAGGGCGAGCUCUUCCUCGCCACCUACCUAGCCUCACUGCCUGCGUACCGAUACAUCGGCGCUCGGGUGGUGGAGCUGGGCGCGGGACCGGGGCUGGUCGGCAUCAUGUUGGCCAAGAUGGGAGCCAAGGUGCACGUGACGGACAUCGCCAAGGUGCUUCCCAUCGUGGAGGGCAACCUCACAUCCAACGGCGUGUCGCUGGCGCAGCGGCGCGGCGCGGCGGAGGGCUAUGCCGUGGCCGAGGAGCUGGAGUGGGGGGCGCCGGGCUACGAGGCCGCUGUGGCGCGGCUGGCUAGCGACCCGGUGGACUGGGUGGUGGCGGCGGACUGCUGCUACAUCGACCAGGAGGGCACCAGCCCCAGCACGCCGCACUUCGUCAACACCUGCGCGCUGCUGUGCGGGCCAACGACAAGAUGCCUGGUGUGCUUCGAGCUCCGCUCGUCAGAGGUACAACGGGUGUUUGUGGAGGAGUCCAAAAAGGCGUUCGCAAAGGUGGAGCGGCUGCCGCCCCACAGCCUGCCCAAGCCCUGCCAGGUGGAGCACAUUCUGCUGUACGAGCUCAGCGGCGUGCUGGCGGGCCGGCCGCGGCCGCCGCCGGUGUGAGCGGCGGGUUGCAGGGGGGGGCAUGGGGUU